This is a messenger RNA of Mesorhabditis spiculigera, 1749 nucleotides long. Lineage: Eukaryota; Metazoa; Nematoda; Chromadorea; Rhabditida; Rhabditidae. The record is from the annotation of a GenBank genome assembly.
AUGGCUCCUGGUCAGCUGCUCUUCCGCCAGCUAUGCCGGACUGGCACCAAGUCCACAAAGCCCCUAACAAUUGUCGGACUGGCUGGCUCUUCGGCGCUGACUUAUUGCACUUUAAAGAAUUACAUUCGAGUCGCCGAGUGCCGUGCGAAUUUCAGAAAAAUCUAUGCUCAUCUUCACGAGCCCUGGCUACUGGUACCAAUCCAGGCUCAAAUUGCCGCCAACUCUUCCCUCCUUGUGAAACUUUUGACGCUUCCGGUGGCACUCGUCACUACGACUUACACGAUCUUACGGUUAACUUUUAGAGCGCUUUAUCUUGGCCUUCGUUUCGUGCCUCUAUUCUCGUUCUACCCUCUAACCAGUCGAGUUGAGAGACUAGAUGAUAUUUGGUGGAAAGUAUUGUUAUGGCUCCUACAAGGCAGCGGGCCUACCGUAAUCAAACUUGGGCAGUGGGCUUCUACUCGGAGGGAUAUUUUUAGCAAGCGUUUUUGCGAUAAGCUCUCCAUCCUGCACACCAACACCAAGGGUCCGAAGUUGUUCCGAGAGUGCGAUGAGAUCCUAAAAGGCCUUUUCGGUGACUACGCAAUAAAAUACAAAAAGGAAAUUUUCCAAAAUAUUCGUCCCUACUCGGUGGGAUCGGGCUGUAUUACGCAUAUCUAUCGCAUGACCGUCGAUAUGGAAGCGCUUGAAAUGUUUGCCGGGUAUACGGUAGAAGGGCUACGCGGAAUCCAGGAUAUUGUAAUAAAGGUGGCGGACAAAGGUAUAGAAAACCAGAUCCGAACCGACAUGAAGAUCAUCCGGCAUUUGGCCGGUUUUGCGCAGGUCGUCUAUCCGCCAUUACGAUUUUUGGACCCUAUUGGAUCGCUGGAUCAAUUCGAAAUGGUACUGCGGAGACAGGUCGAUCUCAGGAAUGAGGGAAGAGCGUUGCAGAAAUUCGCCGAAAACUUCGAACACGGCAAGCUGAGGGUCCAUUUUCCGAAAGUGGUGGCUUACAACGAGAGAGCUAUUGCGGAAACCUUUGAAAAAGGAGACCACUUUGAGAAUUUAUUGGCUGGCCAUGGGCAUACGAAUGCCCAUCAAACCGAAGCAGUACGUCAUAAAGUUGCCGUGAUGGGUGCCAGAGGAUUCUUGAAAAUGGCUUUCGUCGACAAUUUUAUACAUGGCGAUUUGCAUCCGGGGAAUAUUCUGAUACGAUUUAACGACGGCGAAGAUCCGGAAGUCCACCACGCAGAACUAAUUGGCUCCAGAAUUUCUCGAUAUUGGCAAGAAGCCAAGGCUCUACUUCACUGGCGUGGGGAGCCGAAAUUAGCAUUUACGAAUCGUGAGGGAUGGAAUGACGAACCGACACUGAUUUUAUUAGAUGCAGGUAUCGCCAUGUCGCAAACCCCUGAAAAUCGCGAGCGCUUCCGGCAAAUGUUUAAAUAUAUAAUCGGAAAUAAGGGCUACGAAGCCGGUAAAUUCUUCCUCACCUACAAACCCGAGAUCCAACAAUGCAAAGAUCCAGACGCGUUUUGCAAAGAUAUCGAAAAACUGGUCGCCAAAGCCAGGGUGGAUAGUUUGAAGCAUACGAUAAACGUUACGCAGACGUUUAACGACAUGUUCAUGAUUUUGUGGAAGCAUCAUGUGAUGAUCGAUUCAUCUUUUACUUCGGUGAUGUUGUCGAUGAUGGUUCUCGAGGGUUUCGGCAGGACGCUGGAUCCAAAACUGGAUCUCUUCAAGUGCGCGCAACCGUUUCUCCUCGACGUCCUUUUC